Messenger RNA from Silurus meridionalis, 1681 nucleotides. RefSeq names its product thymic stromal cotransporter homolog. Gene Ontology annotation, molecular function: transmembrane transporter activity. Gene Ontology annotation, cellular component: membrane. NCBI's taxonomy places the organism in Eukaryota, Metazoa, Chordata, Actinopteri, Siluriformes, Siluridae. The transcript has 4 exons. The record is from RefSeq and is a predicted model, not a curated record. Gene Ontology annotation, biological process: transmembrane transport. Bases 101 to 1375 code for a protein of 424 amino acids.
CGAAACUUUAGAAACUUUUUUCUGUCUCUCUCUUCACCUCCUCCGCCACACACACACACACACACACACACCCCAUACCGUACCGUACCGUACCGGACACAUGGCGUUCCUCCGUAGACACCUGGCUCCUGUGGUGUUUUGCGCGCAGGUCGCCAGCUCGUUUUUUGACACCGGCCUCCAGCUGGUUGUCCAGCAGCGUUUCGAGAACAACACAACCCGCCUUGGAGGUGGAGAAGAGCACACACAGUCCAUCGCAGGCUUCUACAUGAUCUUCAACAUCUUAACCAAACUGGUGGCGAUUAUCCCAGCGUGUCUCCUGGCACGACUUGCAGACCAGGGCAACCGGAAGCUUCCUGUAGUCAUGCCUUUGAUCGGUUACUUUGUUUCACGGGCGCUGCUUUUGUUCGUCAUCGUUUUUGACUGGCGCGUGGAGGUGAUGUACGCGGCCCCCGUGGUGAGCGGCCUCUGCGGCGGCUUCUCGUCCUACUGGCCCGGCGUGAUCGCGCUGGUGUCGCUGAGCACGAGCGAGGAGGCCAGGUCUUUGCGCAUCAUGCGCACGGAGCUGACGUACGGCGUCGCGGGCUUCCUGGGGAGCCUGGCAUCGGGGCACCUGUUCCAGCUCGAGGCGGACGGGCCGGGGCAAGGGGUCGUGCUUUCGUGCGCGAGCGUGGCGCUGUACUUCGCGUGUCUCGUGUACGCGGCGUGCGUCUUCCAGGUGGGCACGCGCGCGCCGCACGAGGACGCGGAGGAGACGCUGGGCGGUGAGAGGGUGGGCACGCCGGCCGGAGACAGGGGCAACAUCGUGCUGCUGUUCGCCGCCGGGAUCCUGUACGACGUGGCGGUGACGGGCGGCGUGGAGAUCCUCAGCAUCUACGUGCUGGUCAACCCGCUGAGCUGGACCGCGACCCAGGUGGGCUACGGCAACGCCGCCGGGUCGCUCAUCUUCAUCACCAGCUUCCUGGGCGUCAAGAUGUUCACGCGGCUCUCCAUGAGCGACACAAGCAUGGUCCUGAUAGGCAUGCUCUCCUUCCUCACCGGGAUCUACUUCAUGACUUUCGUUACAACUACCACCACGUAUUUCUUAGCACGUUCCCUCACUUUGCUCGCACUCAUCCCCAUGCCCAUCAUUCGCUCGCUACUGUCCAAGCAGAUCCAUGGAUCAUCAUAUGGAAAAACCUUCACUGGGCUCCAGCUGUCCUUCCAAUUGGUCGGUUUGGGUACAACAUUUAUGUACACCAAAGUCUACCAGUCCACACUGCAUUUCCUUCCAGGGUUUGUCUUUACCUUAUCGAGCAUCAUCACAUUCCUCGCUAUGAUUCCCAUCAGCAUUAUCGGGUGCCGAACCGCAAGGCAGGAACGCUAUCAGAGACUUUAAAAGGGAACUGAACCCUCAUGCAAGGCAGCUCCGAGGUUGAUCCUGAGUUCAACAUUCUGCCUGUGCAGAAUUUCACAGGUUCUCCAUGUGUUCAUCUGGGUUCACCCAGUUUCCUUCAUCUACCAAAGUUGCUAGUAGGUGGAACCACAAAUAAAUUGCCCCUUGGUGCGAGUGUUUGCAAAUAAGUUGCCCUGUUGUGGACUGGUGUCACAUCAUGGGUGUAUUCCCAGUCUCUGGAUCCAACAUGGACCUUACCAGGAUGAAGCAGUUACUUAGUAAGAAUGAAUAAAUGCUGAACGAAUUAAA